This is a messenger RNA of Diospyros lotus (date-plum), 1995 nucleotides long. RefSeq names its product patellin-4-like. The record is from RefSeq and is a predicted model, not a curated record. The transcript is spliced from 5 exons. Lineage: Eukaryota; Viridiplantae; Streptophyta; Magnoliopsida; Ericales; Ebenaceae. Bases 192 to 1712 code for a protein of 506 amino acids. Gene Ontology annotation, molecular function: lipid binding.
ACGGUUCUUGUGCGGUGGCUUUCCACACAGGUGACCGUUUCUGUGGGGCCUUUCAUUUUUCUCUUUACAAAUUAUAUAACCGUUGCCCAGCCAAUCAACCCCCACACAGAAACAAAGGAGCCGGAGGCAGGCCGCCACAGAGCAUUUCACAACGUGUAACGAACUUUGGUUGGAUUAAAUUUGCUUCCACCAUGACUGUCGAGGUUAAGGCUCAGGAAACCCAAGUGGCUGAAGUUGUUCCGCAACAUCCAGAACCAGAAGAGGCUUUGAAGGCUGCCAAUGAGACUGAAAAAGUGGCUGUGGCUGAGCCUGAGGAAGAUCCCAUGGCAGUUGAGAAGUGUUCUUCCUACAGGGAAGAGAGCAACUUUCUCUCCGAUCUGAAAGACCACGAAAGGAUGGCCUUGAACGAGCUGAAAUCGAAACUCGAGGAGGCCAUCCUCGGGAACAAUCUAUUGAAGAAAGAGGAGGCCGAAGAAAACGAGAAAUUGUCGGAUAAAGCUGAAGAGGAGAAGGGCAAACGGGCCCCAGAAGGGGCAGAACAAACGGAAUUGAAGGUUGAGGAAGAGGUGGGUACCCAUGAAAGAACAAUAGAAUGUGUUGAAACUGAACAAAGUGAUGAAGAUGAGAGGGUUGAAGAAGAAGUCAUUGAUAAGGAUAUCGCCCUUUGGGGUGUACCCCUUUUGCCCAGUAAGGGUUCUGAGGCGACAGAUGUGCUUCUGCUCAAGUUUUUGAGGGCUAGGGAGUUCAAGCCCAAUGAAGCAUUCCAGAUGCUUGAGAAAACGCUUCAAUGGAGGAAGGAGUUUAAGGCUGAUUCCAUCUUGGAUGAGGAUUUGGGCAACGAUCUGUGCUCUGUUGCAUAUAUGAGCGGCAAUGAUCGUGAAGGUCGCCCCAUUUGUUACAACAUUUUUGGGGCUUUUGAUGAUGAGGAACUCUAUAAGAAAGCUUUUGGGACCGAGGAGAAUCGCGAGAAGUUCUUGAGGUGGAGGUUCCAGUUGAUGGAAAAGGGCAUUCAGAAGCUUGAUUUCAAGCCUGGUGGUGUCAAUUCAUUGCUUCAGAUCAAUGAUCUCAGGAACUCCCCUGGACCUUACAAGAAGGAGCUUCGGGUUGCCACCAAGCAAGCUGUUGGUCUGCUCCAGGACAACUACCCUGAAUUCGUGGCCAGAAAUAUAUUCAUUAAUGUUCCAUUCUGGUACUACGCCUUCAAUGCCCUCUUAUCCCCUUUCCUAACUCAAAGAACCAAAAGCAAAUUUGUGGUUGCUCGACCGGGGAAGGUCACUGAGACCCUGCUCAAGUACAUUGCUUUAGAGGAAAUGCCCAUUCGGUAUGGUGGAUUCAAAAGGGACAACGAUUUCGAGUUUUCCUUUGAAGAUGCUGGCGUUUCAGAACUUGUCCUGAAGGCUGGUUCAACAGCAACUCUUGAAAUACCAGUGCCAGAGGUUGGAGCAACAUUGAUUUGGGAUCUGACGGUUUUGGGUUGGGAAGUGAACUACAAGGAGGAAUUUGUCCCCUCCGAAGAGGGUUCAUAUACCAUUAUUGUUCAGAAGGCAAGAAAGAUGAACUCGAAUGAAGGACCAGUUCGCAACACUUUCAAAGCUAAUGAACCUGGAAAAAUUUUGCUGACAGUUGAGAAUAGCUCAAGCAAGAAGAAGAAGGUUAUGUAUAGAUACAAGACCAAGAAGGGCCCUUGCAUGGCAGAUGUUCCAUACAGCUAAAUGUUUAUAUAGCUCGUAAAUGUGCUUGCUUUUCAUGGCUGUUCUUUCAGAUUUGAUUUGGGAGUGAAAGGAGGUGGAUUGAUGAGAGUAAAUUAUUUCUUUUGGACAUUCUUUUAGGACAAUUCAUUCAUUGUGUUGAGUAAUUCUCUGUUUCCGACUUUAAGAGUUUUCUGGGAUGGAUUGCUUGUUGGGAAGAAUUCAUUCAUUAGUGAAAUAUUUCAUUUAUUUUUGUCAGGCAGUUUGAUGUGUUUAGUUUGUAAGCAUUUCUGCUUAUUUUUCUUGG